CUUGUCGGGUAUGGAGGUUAGCGGGUCUGUCCUCCCUCAGAGGAAGGGGGGUUUAAGAAGACCCUCGUUAGUAAUUUUAACGCUUUGAAAGAGCUAGUUUCUUAGAAGGACCAGGAAUUAUUCUAGCUAAUACAGCUUUGAUUUCUAGAUGUCCCAAAGUAAGUCAUUGCUCUGCGAGCUACAAGAAUGUCAGGAACCAUAGUGUCUUUUUAUACCUUGGCAAACAUGUUUUAAGUCAACAUAAUUUUCCUGAUUCUGAAAUUUGAAGGCCAUUGACAAGCGCAGUCCUGAAACCAGGAGUUUCUACAGUUGGUGGUUGGCUAGUAAUGAGCUGAGGGGGAGGAACCUUGUGUCUUUUUAAAAAUGAAGGUGAACAGUGUUCACCCAGAAUGUCGCUUUCAUCUGGAAAUACAGGAGGAAGAGACAAAAUGUGCAGAGCUUUUAAGGACUCAAACAGAAAAAUACAAAGUGGACCCACCAUGUUUCAGGUUCUCACAGCAGCCGGUGGCUCCCACGCUGGACAGGCCAGCUUCAGACUGCUACCAAAAUAGGCAUUCUGGGCCCUUUCCGGUCCCCCGUGGAGCCUCCACUUCCUCAGCUGAAAAUGGGGUCUCUGACUCCAGGAUUCCUCCAGCCUUAAAGAUCUGUGGUUGUCGUAAUGCAUACACUGUCCCGAGGCCGCCUCUUCCCGACAGUCUGAUGGAGCUCUGACCAGAGAAAGGCCGGUGAAGUAACUCAGCUCCACAGCUAAGGUGGACCGAGUGUCACUCCUGUGCGAAGCCACGUGCUGACCAUUAAUUAGCCGGGUAUGAGGGAAGACGAGACGCAGGCUACCAGCCAGGGCCUCAAGACGAAACAACCGUCAUGGCCAUCAAGGUCUCUUCUCUUCAGUGAAAAUGAAGAAAUUUAGGAAAAAUAAAUGCAGAGAGGAGCCAGACUUCAGAAUCAUCUGGUGAGUGGCCAGUGAACCCAGGUCCCAGCAGCACCAUCCACGAGACCUCCUGCACGGAGACGGGUGGGCCAGCAUGCUGUCUGCUAUGUCCUCAGUAGGUGACCCUUGGCCACCUGAAGACUCCUGGGGAGUGGGAACUGUACCCCUCAUGCCAUUACUGCGUGGUCAAGUCAUUGACGUGUUCUGAGGCUGCCCACAAAUGGCCUUCACUCACUGGCGUUAAUUGUUCUCCUGGAGCAGCAGUGAGCAGAGCCACUUCUUUAUAUGGGUUCGUCUUGCAGUGUUCACAGAGCAUUCAGGGGCUCCGUGGGGCCUAACACUUCCAAGUCCUGCUGCCUUCUUCAAGACGUACUUCCCAGGCCCUCUGCCACAAGCUGUGGACACACACAGACACUCCCAAAUUGGGGAAGGGAGGAAGAUUGCCGUUGACAUUGCUGGCACGUGGUCAUAAUGAAACAGCAGACCAAGCUGUACUCAGUUUUAUGACUGCUGAUGGAUUCCUCACGAACGGCGCACCUGUCCCUAGCCUGUGCCUGGGCAACUGCUCCCCUUCCCCUUGCCCCUCUCACAACUGAUGUUUAAGGAAAAGUUCCUGGAAUACUUACUUAGUACUUCCUUCUUGUCACUCUUUAUUUCCUACGUUCAUCAAGAAUGUUUUGUUAACAGAUAGAACACUGGCACUAUUUCAGUGGGCAGCAAGGAACACUUAACAUUGAAAAAAUAGCACGACUUUCCCUCAGAGGAAACCCCUCACAGUUGGCCUGGGGUUGGCUGUAUAGUGGACAGAGCAGGGUGGAGGGGCAUCUGUAAGCUAGUGCCCGUGAUUCACCUGACAGGUGCCGUGUGAUGAGAAAUGGGACUAGUUCAGGGAAGGUAAGUUUUCUGCCAUUAUGAAAUACGAUGUUAUGAUCACCACAAUCAGGGGCUUUUAUAUAUAGACCUAAAAGAUCCUUUAUUACUGGUUAUCUCACAUAGAUGGAGUGUGGCAUUAGUUCAUUCAAAACA
Molecule: messenger RNA, 1957 nt
Organism: Ailuropoda melanoleuca (giant panda)
Lineage: Eukaryota; Metazoa; Chordata; Mammalia; Carnivora; Ursidae
Product: vasoactive intestinal polypeptide receptor 2-like
Exons: 3
Coding region: 364-711 (115 amino acids)
Biological process (GO): G protein-coupled receptor signaling pathway
Cellular component (GO): membrane
Molecular function (GO): vasoactive intestinal polypeptide receptor activity
Source: RefSeq, a predicted model, not a curated record